Molecule: messenger RNA, 354 nt
Organism: Verticillium alfalfae VaMs.102
Lineage: Eukaryota; Fungi; Ascomycota; Sordariomycetes; Glomerellales; Plectosphaerellaceae
Exons: 3
Coding region: 1-354 (117 amino acids)
Source: RefSeq, a predicted model, not a curated record
AUGCCUUUUGCGCUGGUAGUCGUAUUUCUGAAGAUGCCAGUGUUGACGAAGGCCGUGGUCUUGUCAGGUAGCAUUGCCCUCGAAAACGGCGGGCGGCCCCAGCACAUGACAGCGACAGGGGUCGAAGUGCGGGCACAGCAAAUCGGCACCAAGCAGAUUCCGGCAGCUCGAUUGCGGUCACCAGGAUGUGGGAUCUCGUCAUUCGCGGGCAACCGUCGGAGUGGCGCUCAAGCGGCAAAACGGGCAGGUCGUCUAGAGGUAGACAAACAAAUUCGAGGACACUCGGGUAGGCCGGGGAUAGCAACCCAGCGGAGACGAAGAACAACAAGCGACCCCAAAGGGCGUGCUGAUUGA